GUAAGGACAGUAAGCGCCGUGCUGCUUCGCCGGUCACGUUAUUUUUUUUUAAUAAAUUUAUAAAUAAAUAUUUUUUUAUUUUUAUCAACAAUGCUUAAAAAAUAUAUUUAAAAAUUAUUAAUUCAUUUUUUUUUAAAUCUUUUUAAUAAUUUCAAGUAAAUAAGGAUACCAUAAUUAAUUCUCCAGCAGCAACAAAGUGUUUGUGUGAGUGCUCGUGCGUGUUUAAAACCAGUAUGUGCUUUUAAACAGUGUUGUACUUGAUUUUCAACACAUUAUUGUUGUUAUUAUUAUCAUAUAUGUGCGCAGUUAUUUUUAGAUUCAAUUCAGCGGUCCUUCAUUCAAAAAUACCACAAGGUGCCAAUAAAUUAAUCAUGGACACGGAAAUAAUGGACUCUUCACUAUCGGCACCGUCUCCUGCGAGACAAACUGCGACUCAAGGAUUGUCAUUUGAAUUAGAGAGCGGAUUCGAGCCGCAAAUACGUGCGAGAUCAAACACGUGGCCUCUGCCGAGGCCUGAAGGCUAUGUUGACGCUAGUGAUAGCAAUGGGAAGGAUGAUCCCAAUACUAAUGCUCUUCUUCAGCAAGUUGCGCUAGGAAAUGCUCUUAUUCCGCUGAAAAAAAAUUCUUCGAGAAGAAAUGCUUGGGGAAAUUUGAGUUACGCGGAUUUGAUUACUCAGGCUAUUACUAGUGCUGCGGAUAAACGGCUAACCUUGUCGCAGAUUUAUGAGUGGAUGGUGCAGAAUGUUCCUUAUUUUAAGGACAAGGGCGAUAGUAAUAGCAGUGCUGGCUGGAAGAACUCAAUCAGGCACAAUUUGUCGCUGCACAACAGAUUCAUGCGGGUGCAGAACGAAGGAACUGGAAAAUCUUCCUGGUGGAUGAUAAACCCGGACGCCAAGCCUGGAAAGUCGGCGCGUAGAAGAGCAACGUCAAUGGAAACGAGCAAGUUUGAAAAACGUCGAGGUCGAGUAAAGAAAAAGGUAGAAGCACUUCGGAACGGACUGCAAACCGACGCAGCGACAUCUAGCCCGAGUAGCAGUGUAAGCGAAGGUCUUGAUUUAUUUCCUGAGAGUCCUCUUCACACCAGCAGUUUCCAGCUUUCGCCCGAUUUUCGUCCUAGAGCGUCGAGCAAUGCAUCGUCAGUAGGACGACUGAGUCCCAUUCCGUCGGUUCUUGGCGAGCCUGACUGGACACCUAGCUACGUGUCUUCUUACAGUCCCGAGCAAUUAGCUGGUAAUCUAGCGGAAGCUAUGAAGUUAGAGUCCUAUCAAAUGUACCAACCCUCGCCUGGAAGCCAGCAGCAGCAGCAGCAACAACAACAUCAACAGCAACAACAGCAGCAGCAACAACAACCACCACCGUCUUAUUUUGAGGCGCAACAAUACUCGAGAAAUAACUCAAUGCGGUCCGCUGCAUCGCCUUACAGUUUACCUGCACAGCCUAAUAAUCAUCAUCAACGGUGUUCAAUUCAUCGCUUGCAAACAUGUUCCUGUCAAAUGAACACAAGUCCUGUAUCGAGUAUGUCACCAACGUAUCACCAAAAUGACUCACGUCCAUCAUUGUGCGCUCAACAAUCAGCAACCCAACCUCAGCAGCAACAACAGCAGCAAUUGAAAGAACCUAAGCAAGAUCGUAAAGAGCAGCCUCAGUCUUUUCCUUAUUUAAUGCAGUGUCAGCAGCGAUUACAAAACCAAAAUCAUCAAACAGUAUCUGUAAACUCUAGUCCUUCAGCAGCUGUCAAUUUUUUAGACGGGUCAUCUGAUUUAUCCUGCUGUAAUAAUUUAGAUUUAAAUGCUGCUAGUACAAUGAUGGGAGAGUUGAUGGGGGCUUUAAAUAAUAGUGCUUUAUUAGAUGAUCUUAAUAUUAAUAUUGAGGGUCUUCAUGGUGGAUUUGACUGUAAUGUUGAUGAGGUAAUCAAACACGAAUUGUCAAUGGACGGUACACUGGACUUUAAUUUCCAAAACGGUGUAAUAGAUCCAGCUUUGGAUUCGGUGACCGACGACGACAUAAUCCAAGGAAACGUAAUGGGUGCUAACAAUACUGUAAAUUCGCCAGCACCCGGAACUUCCGCGAGCGGUACCAGCUAUGUCACCGCCAAUAAUCCCACAGCGGCCACGGCGACACCCUCUUGGGUUCACUAACAGUAUCAAUCAAUGUAUAUUAUCAUCUUCAUCACCAUCAUCAUCUACGACAUCAACUUUAGCCAUGUUUCUUACAAUGCGUACGCUCAACAUGGACAAUAUUUUAUGGUCAUCUGAUAAAUACUUAAAACGGAUUACACUCAAAUUUCAACCGAUACACCACAAGACAA
Cotesia glomerata is the source of this 2308-nucleotide messenger RNA. RefSeq names its product forkhead box protein O-like (gene foxo). Gene Ontology annotation, molecular function: RNA polymerase II cis-regulatory region sequence-specific DNA binding; DNA-binding transcription factor activity, RNA polymerase II-specific. The coding region runs from base 297 to 2138 and encodes 613 amino acids. NCBI's taxonomy places the organism in Eukaryota, Metazoa, Arthropoda, Insecta, Hymenoptera, Braconidae. The transcript is spliced from 8 exons. Gene Ontology annotation, cellular component: nucleus. The record is from RefSeq and is a predicted model, not a curated record. Gene Ontology annotation, biological process: regulation of transcription by RNA polymerase II.